CGAAGGUCUCUGUGCCACGGCGCUCGCUCACCAAAGGCUUCUUUGACUUGAAGCCAAGACACACUGCACCAGUCAGGCUGAGAUUCUCUCGCCCGAGCAGGCAGCAGACGCAGUUCUGCCUACGCACCAGACUCGCACAUUCGCUGUCCCAGCACCACAGCUUCCCCCAAAGGGCUGGCGCCUCCGAGGCCGCCGCAACCGCAGAGUGCUGCAGGCUCCCGCCCACGACGCUGAGUGACCAUGUCUCCGCAAAUCCCGCACCCGGACUUCGCAAAGCUUCCGACGGAUCUGAAGGCGCUGGUCAUCGAUCAUAUCAACCGUCCCACUGACCUCAAGAGCUUGUGUCUCACCUCGCAGCAGCUCCGCGACGUCACCGUCCGCCGCCUCUACCGCGAAGUCACCAUCGAUGUCGGCUCGAGCAAGGACACGCGCCUCGGAGCAUUCCUCAACCCGAGGAACAUCGGUCUGCCGCACAUUCGCAAGCUCGAUCUGUACCUGGCAGAUGUGCUCGACAAAUGCAACCAGGUCCACCUGGCCAACUUCGCCGUGCGCAUGAUACUGGAACUGUUGCCGGAGAACAUACUCGACAAGUUCUCAUGGCAUCCAUGGACGCCGUUCUCAGCUGACAACUUGGUGCUGCUGUACAGGAAGCAGAAGCGCAUGAAGUGGGCAGAGAGCAUCGCGCUGGACAGGAACGUGCUGGACGAGCUGCAGAAGAUCCCAGACUUCAAGGAGCAGUUCGCAAACGUCCGCAAGGUCGGCCUGUAUCCUGACUCGCGAGAAGUCCUGGACUACUGCCACUUCAUCCUGAAGCACACUUCGAAUCUCGACAAGAUCACUGUGCACGCGAGCUUCGACGACAGCGAUGUCCAAAUACCGGACAGAGUCCUGAACGACUCCUCGAUUGAGCCCGGCCUGAUCACAUCCAUCAUGUUCAGCCACAUGCAGCCGUUCGCCACAUGCACACCUCUUGCGCUGAACGAGAUCACAUUGCAGAAGCUGGGUCUGCGAUACUCGGCGGAGACAUACUGCAAGAUCAUCGACUUCCGCACAGUGAAGAGCAUUCGAGUGUUCAGCUGUACGGGUACCGAUGCUCUGUUCGCAGAGCUGAGCAAGAGCACGAAAUUGCCGCAGAAGCUUGAGACUCUGGAGAUUAAGCUCGCGGACAACACCGAGAACGAUGGCCUAGGCGCGCUGGAUGACUUCCUGUGUUUGGUCUCCGGCAUCGAAGUGCUUACACUAGACUAUUCGAACGCGAACAGCUUACCCGCGCAUACUGGUGUGAAAAGGCAUGGGAAGACGCUGAAGCAGUUGAGUGUCCAUGCCUCGCGAGCGCCUGAAGAGUGCGACGACGAGCAGGUGUACGACUAUGCCUACUUCUCCGCGAUAUGUAAGGACUGCCCUCUAUUAGAACAACUCUCCAUGGCGUUUCCAAAUGUAAGUGUCGUCCGUCCGAAGAACGACAGUUUCGUGAACUUCGAGAACUGCCUUGGCGACCUCCCCAACCUUGUAACCCUCAACAUUACAACCUGGCCGACGACACGCCCGUCGUCCAGCAAACUUCCUCGCAAGAUCUACGAGCACCUCCUCGCCGGCCUCGCACAACAAGGCUUCGAAACGAGCACGAAGCACGCGAAGCUCCAGAGUCGAAGCUCAAAGCUAGCAAUCAUUGCUUUCGGGGCCUCAGACCGCGUCUACGACCGCGAAGACAGCGAAAACCAGAUCAUCUUCGUCAAGGGGCGACAGAUAGAUCCUUUGGGUAAUGAAAAGAGUACAGCUGUGCAGAUUGGCUGGUGUCUGAGGAAGUAUGUGGAUGCGGGCGACAAGAGCGAUGUCCUUGACUUUUCGUUGAGUCAUUCGACCAAGCCGCCGACUGAUGAUCCGCCCAGUAGUGAUGAUUCAGAUUAGACAUCGAGGAGAAUGCGGCCCGGGCGGGUGUCGAGAGGGCCAAACGGAUUGUUGAGGCGGACCCUCCUAAGGACCCAGAGGGGGAAAAUGGUUUGAGAUUAGCGAUGUAGUAUGAUAUCCUUUCUGCUUUCACGAAGACAAUAUGAAUCUAUACUUAUAGACUCCACGUCAGAAAGACGUG
Molecule: messenger RNA, 2089 nt
Organism: Didymella exigua CBS 183.55
Lineage: Eukaryota; Fungi; Ascomycota; Dothideomycetes; Pleosporales; Didymellaceae
Exons: 3
Coding region: 241-1908 (555 amino acids)
Source: RefSeq, a predicted model, not a curated record